AUGGACUCUAAAGGCAAAGUUAAAAAUAGGUCAGUUAACUUUACCCCAAUGGAAGAAACCUUCCUAGCCUAUUUUGUAAAAAAACAUAAAGGCAUUUUGGAAAACAAAAAAACCGAUGCCGUCACGAAUGCAGAUAAAAAUAAGUGUUGGGUCAUGCUGGAAAAAGAAUUCAACGCUGAAAGUGGUGCCUCAUACAGAAGUGCCCAAAUUUUGAAAAAGAAAUAUGAGAAUAUGAAGAAACAAACAAAAAAGAAAAUAAGUGAAGAGAAAUGCUACAGAUUUGGAACUGGUGGUGGCCCUUUUCAAGAGUUUACUCUGACGGAAGACGACCAAACUGUAAUAGAAAUUUUGGGGGAAACAAGGGUGCAUGGUUUGGCCACCCAAUUUGGAGGCGAUGCAGAAGACAUAGAAGCCAUACUUAUUUACACUGAGGAAACCGAGGAAGCAACGCAAAAUGACACUGAUCGAAAUAAUGAAAUAGAAUAUGUUGAAGACAAUGGUCAACAUGAAGAAAUUAUCACUGAAGAAAAUUUACAGGAAACAGUUGUAGAUAUACAUGAGGCUCCAGUAGAAACCUGGUCAAAAUAUAAUCCUACUUUAUUGAAAACACCAAAGUCAAAAGCUCUCAAACCAUCAACAAAAACCGGCCAAAACGUGGACAACGUGAUUUCGAAAAAAAUAAGUCAGUGGGCAACCGUGAAGUCUUCUCUAGAAGAGGAAAAACGAAGAUAUUUGGAGGAAGAACAUGAGACCAAAAUUACACUCAUGAAAGCCCUUCAUGAUGAAGAAUUGAAUAUAAUGAAAAGGGAAUCCCAAAUAAGAAUACUUAGAAGUGAGGAGGAAAAGAAAAUCAUUAUUGAAGGCUUAAAAGAAGAGCAAAAACAGAAAAAAGAGAUAUUUGAGCUACAGAAGCUUAAACUGCUCAAAGAAAUGAGAAAGUGA
Messenger RNA from Ceutorhynchus assimilis (cabbage seed weevil), 942 nucleotides. The record is from the annotation of a GenBank genome assembly. Lineage: Eukaryota; Metazoa; Arthropoda; Insecta; Coleoptera; Curculionidae.